This is a messenger RNA of Ixodes scapularis (black-legged tick), 1254 nucleotides long. RefSeq lists its product as uncharacterized. Lineage: Eukaryota; Metazoa; Arthropoda; Arachnida; Ixodida; Ixodidae. The coding region runs from base 1 to 1254 and encodes 417 amino acids. The transcript has 3 exons. The record is from RefSeq and is a predicted model, not a curated record.
AUGGCGGAACCCAACAAAGAGAAAACGAAACCAACUCAAGAAGAGAGGGACGACGACGGAGAGGCGAGAAGGGCGUCCAAGUAUGCGUGCGUUGCUCUUCUUCUUCUGAAUAUAGGAUGCACGAGCACGCAGAAGCUCGAAGCCCUGGGACUCCACAAUAGCCUGGAAGAGAUCGCCGAGGCACAGCAGACGGCGCAGCUCACCAGACUGUCGGGAACCAGGACCGGCAGAUCUAUCCUCAAACAACUAGGCAUCGGAGCCAAGGAAGACGACCACCGGAUGCAGGAGCAGAUACCGCGGGAGCUGGGCAAGCACAUCGUCGUGAGCCCAAUCCCGCGGAACAUGACUCCCACAUUCCAUCAAGAAAGAAGAGAGGCGAGAGCCAAGGCGCUGAUCGCGCUACACGCCGGCGAUGAGGCAGCCGUCGUGCGGACCACUGUGCCCAGCCAGGCAGAAGAAGUGGCGGUAGCCCUCGCCAUCGCGGACCCCAGAACGAAGACGGUGUUGUGCGACUCGCGAACGGCAGUGCGCAACUUUGCGAAACAGCGAGUGUGCAGUGCGGCAGCGCGCAUCCUGCGAAAGGCCGAAGUCAACGGAGUCAUCACCAGUGCGGUGAUAAAGUGGUUUCCCGCCCACGCGGGCGCGGAAGUGGCGGGCUCGCUGGGGCUCACCAACCACAACGAGACGGCCAACUCCGUGGCGCGUGGACUCGCCGGCCGCGCCCCGGUAACGGCCGCCGCCGACGUGGUGGAUCGCCCCGAGAAGGACACCAUGGACGCUUACAACGAGGUAACCCUGUGGUACCGGUUAGCCAGAAGAACGAUGGCCCUGCCCCACCCCCGUCUGACGCGGGAGGAGGCGGUGGUAUUCCGCCAGUUACAGACUAACUCCGUGAUAACCCCAGUGUUAGCAAAGCACCUGUGGCCGGAGGUAUACGUAACAGACUUAUGCAGACUGUGCGGGAAGGAAAGGGCCACGUUGGCCCACAUCCUGGAAGACUGCGAAUGCGCGAACGCGGACAACAGUGCAGACGUUCUCCCGCCCCUCAUGGAGGAGGCGAAGAGAUCCGAAGACUACGACGUCCAACACACGGCCGUCCAGCAGAUCCUAGCGGCACUCGAGAAGCAGCGACCGGACGGGAUGGAAGCAGAAAGGGUUAACCCGAGUACGCUGAAGCCCGCCGCGAGCGGCUCUCCCCGCUACGAAGACGUCCGGCCACGUCGCCCCAAGAACCCACCUGAGAGGGUGGGAUGA